AUGGAUAGCAAUAUAAGAUGUACACGAGAACAGUUGAUUACACUGAUGAAAGUUCGCGGCAGAGAGGGAGCAGCGAAACUAGGAAAAAUGUUUGGAGAUGCAUCGGCUUUAACCGAAGAUUACCUUAAGUCUUCUAUCACUGAAGGCUUAAGUGGUGAUCCUGAUGACAUUGCUGAAAGGAAGAGACUGUUUGGUGUCAACGUUAUACCUGAGCCAGAAGCAAAGUCGUUUUUACGCCUAAUGUGGGAGGCUAUGCAGGAUUUAACACUAAUUAUUCUGAUGUGUUCUGCUGCAGUUUCUCUUAUCCUUGGCUUAACGAUCGAAAUAGAGUCGAAUGGCUGGAUAGAAGGAGUUGCUAUUCUUGUUUCUGUAAUUGUUGUUGUGCUGGUUACGGCAUUUAAUGAUUAUACUAAAGAAAAGCAAUUUCGUGGCUUGAAAAACCGUAUUAAGGAAGAACAAAAAUUCGCCGUUAUUCGAGGCGGAACUGUUCAGCAAAUUAAUAUUGCUGAAAUUGUGGUUGGUGAUGUUGCUCAGGUAAAGUAUGGCGAUUUGUUGCCUGCGGAUGGGGUUGUAAUCCAGAGCAACGAUUUGAAAACGGAUGAAAGCUCACUUACCGGCGAAUCUGAUUUAAUUAAAAAAGGACCAAAUAACUUGAUGUUAUUAUCCGGUACUCAUGUAAUGGAAGGUAGUGGUAAAAUGAUCGUAACCGCUGUUGGUGUUAAUUCACAAUCAGGGAUAAUUUUUACAUUAAUGAGUGGAAAGAAAGACAUGGCUGAUGACGCUCAUGAUGACGAUGACGAUGAAGAUGAGGAUCUGCGUAUUGAAGAUGACACUUUAUCUGGGAACGGUGAAAUCGACAUUGAGAAACCGGAAAAGAAGAAAAGACUGAAAGAAAAAUCAGUGCUUCAAGGAAAAUUAAAUAAAUUGGCAAUAUUAAUUGGUAAAGUAGGCCUAUGCAUUGCUGUGCUAUCAUUACUGGUCCUAAUCGUUCGCUUUUGCAUCGAAACUUAUGCUAUUGGACAACUACCGUGGGUGCCUUCGCAUAGCCGACGCUUUCUGGGCUUCGUAAUUAUUGCAAUAACAGUUAUCGUAGUAGCUGUUCCUGAAGGCCUUCCAUUAGCCGUCACGAUUUCUUUGGCCUAUUCAGUAAAGAAAAUGAUGCUAGACAAUAACCUUGUAAGACAUCUCGAUGCAUGUGAAACCAUGGGUAAUGCAACCGCAAUUUGUUCUGAUAAAACAGGAACUCUGACUACAAACCGUAUGACAGUAGUUAGCAGCUACUUAGGGAAAAAACUCUAUCCUCAUGAUCCAGUUAUUAAUGACUUGUCCAGCAACUACAUUGAAUUACUUUGCGAGGGUAUAGCAACAAAUAGUAGUUACACUUCGAAGAUUACGCCGCCGCCUCCAGAAAAUCCUGAUCAGUUACCCGGCCAAGUCGGAAACAAAACAGAGUGUGCUUUAUUAGGCUUUGUAAAGAAAUUUGAUCGUAAUUAUGAUGAUUACCGAAAGAAAAUUACUGAGGAAAACUUUCUUAAGGUGUAUACAUUCAAUUCGGUACGUAAGUCGAUGUCUACCGCUAUUCCGAAGAGUACUGGCUGCAGAAUUUAUACAAAAGGGGCGUCUGAGAUUAUUCUAAAGAAGUGCAGUAGUAUCAUUAAUUCUGAUGGUGCUGUUCAUGAUUUCUCGAGUGAAGAACGUGAUGAUCUUAUCAGAUCUGUUGUGGAAAGUAUGGCUUCUAACGGUCUACGUACUAUUGGACUUGCUUAUAAGGAUAUAGACAACUAUAAUCUCGUAAAUUGGGAGGACGAAGAGAGUGUGAUAGACGAUUUGACUUGUAUUGGUGUUGUUGGUAUUGAAGAUCCAGUAAGACCCGAAGUUCCUGGUGCAAUAAAGCAAUGUCAAAGUGCUGGUAUUGUGGUUAGGAUGGUUACGGGAGAUAACUUAAAAACUGCGAAAUCAAUAGCUCUUAAAUGUGGCAUAAUAUCGGAAAAUGACGGAUUUAUAGUUAUUGAAGGAAAAGACUUCAAUAGAAGAAUUCGAGAUAAACAUAAUAAAAUAAGUUUAAAUCUUAUGAGCAAGUUACUCCCUAAAAUAAGAGUAUUAGCACGAUCAUCUCCAGAAGAUAAGUAUACGUUAGUAAAGGGCCUGAUUCAAAGUAAAAAUAUUCAAGAUGUUGUAGCUGUUACAGGAGAUGGUACAAACGAUGGUCCUGCCCUAAAAGUGGCGGAUGUUGGCUUUGCUAUGGGAAUUGCCGGCACUGAUGUUGCAAAAGAAGCGUCAGAUAUUAUAUUAACUGAUGACAAUUUUCGUAGUAUUGUGAAGGCUGUAAUGUGGGGAAGAAAUGUUUACGACAGCAUUUCAAAGUUCUUACAAUUUCAGCUUACCGUAAAUGUUACUGCUGUCAUAACGUCAUUUAUUGGAGCAGCUUCAAUACAGGCUAGCCCGUUAAAGGCGGUACAACUACUAUGGGUCAACCUGAUAAUGGACACUUUUGCGUCUUUAGCCUUAGCAACAGAACUACCUUCUCCCGAUUUGUUAAAUCGCAAACCGUAUGGACGUAACAAGGCCUUAAUAUCGAGAACUAUGACGAAGAAUAUCGUAGGCCAUUGCCUGUAUCAGCUGACAGUGCUGUUUCUUAUUAUAUUUUAUGGAGAAGUCUUAUUUGAUAUUAAGGAAGGUCGAGCAAACGAGACUGCUCACUCGCUAGUUCCUACAAAACAUUUCACUAUGGUAUUUAAUACUUUUGUUCAAAUGCAGAUCUUUAAUGAAAUCAACGCUCGAAAAAUUCAUGGAGAGAGAAAUGUACUUCAAGGAAUACUUAAGAAUCCGAUAUUUUUAAUAAUAUUUUUCGGUACAAUCGCUGUUCAGGUUGUAUUAGUAGAAGCUGGUGGGAUAGCUUUCCACUGUUUACCCCUCGAUCUCGAUUUAUGGCUCUGGUGCAUAUUUUUCGGAGCUGGCGAACUCGUUUGGGGUGUGAUGCUUAGCUAUAUUCCCAGUUAUAAAUUACCCAAGAGCUGGAGAUUUGGGACGAAGCCAGUAGAGUAUCCGAUUAGUGAACCUGAUUCAGUUCCUGAUAACCGAGCACGAGUAAUUAUUUCUUUUAGGUGUUGUAUCUAG
This is a messenger RNA of Trichoplax adhaerens, 3117 nucleotides long. RefSeq lists its product as uncharacterized. Gene Ontology annotation, molecular function: P-type calcium transporter activity; ATP hydrolysis activity; ATP binding. Gene Ontology annotation, biological process: calcium ion transmembrane transport; regulation of cytosolic calcium ion concentration. The coding region runs from base 1 to 3117 and encodes 1038 amino acids. The record is from RefSeq and is a predicted model, not a curated record. The transcript is spliced from 11 exons. Lineage: Eukaryota; Metazoa; Placozoa; Uniplacotomia; Trichoplacea; Trichoplacidae. Gene Ontology annotation, cellular component: intracellular membrane-bounded organelle; membrane.